UAAAUCCUUGAAGAAGAGGAAGACAUUUUAAGAAGAAGUUGAUGUUUGGACGGGUCCAGAAAGUCAUACCCAAGCAAUUAUUUAAGUCUUUGACACAACUUUUCUUAUUACGGAGUUCAAGAACAGUCACUUCUAAAAUGUCUUUCCAGUACCCAAAUGCUUACCGUGACGAGGCAGUUGUGGAUGACUACCAUGGCAAUAAGAUUCCAGACCCGUACAGUUGGCUGGAAGACCCAGACAGCGAAAAGACGCAGGCUUUUGUCAAUGCUCAGAACCAGCUGACACUGCCCUACUUGGAGCGCUGUGAGGUGCGAGACCUGUUCAAAGAGCGCAUGACGGAGCUCUACGACUACCCCAAAUACAGCUGCCCCUUCAAGAGGGGGAGCAGGUAUUUCCACUUCUACAACACGGGUCUCCAGAACCAGAGUGUGAUGUAUGUUCAGGAGAGCCUGGAGGCAGAGCCCACAGUCUUUCUGGACCCAAACACUUUCUCUGAGGACGGGACUGUUGCUUUACAAGGCUAUGCGUUCUCGGAGGAUGGCGAAUACCUGGCGUAUGGUACCAGCGCCAGCGGCUCGGACUGGGUGGAGAUGCACUUCCUGCAGGUGGAGGGGGCUGUCGCCCUCAAGGACAAACUAGAGAGGGUUAAGUUCAGCUGCAUGUCCUGGACCCACGACGGCAAGGGCCUCUUCUACAACUCUUACCCCAUGCAGGAGGGCAAGAGCGACGGCACGGAGACGUCUACCAACCUGCACCAGAAGCUCUACUUUCACGUGCUGGGGACCCCCCAGUCCCAGGACUGCCUAUGUGCUGAGUUCUCUGACCACCCCAAGUGGAUGAGCGGUGUCGAGGUGUCCGAUGACGGACGCUAUGUGCUGCUGUCCAUCAGGGAGGGCUGUGACCCGGUCAACCGGCUGUGGUACUGCGACCUCCAAACCACUCCUCAGGGCAUCACAGGCCUGUUGCCGUGGGUGAAGCUGAUAGACAACUUUGAUGCGGAGUACGAGUAUGUGACCAAUGAGGGCACAGUGUUCACUUUCAAGACCAACCUAGAGGCCCCGCGCUACCGCCUCAUCAACAUAAACUUUGCCCAGCCUGCCCAGGCCAACUGGAAGGAGCUUAUCCCUCAGCACGACAAGGACGUCAUUGUGUUUGCCACCUGUACCUACUCCAGCCUCCUGUUCGUGUGUUUCCUGCACGAUGUGAAGAACGUCCUUAAGAUGUACCGUCUGAGCUCGGGGGAGGAGCUCAGGACGUUCCCCCUGGAUGUGGGCUCUGUGGUGGGCUUCACCGGACGCAAGAGGGACUCUGAGAUCUUCUACUACUUCACCUCCUUCCUCUCGCCAGCCGUUAUCUAUCACUGUGACCUGACCAAGGAGCCCCUGCAUCCCCACGUGUUCCGGGAAGUCACCGUCAAGGGCUUUGACCCCUCUGACUACCAGACCACUCAGGUAUUCUACCCCAGUAAGGAUGGCACAGAGAUCCCCAUGUUUAUUGUCCAUAAGAAGGGCCUGAAGCUGGACGGCUCUCACCCAGCCUUCCUCUACGGCUACGGAGGGUUCAACAUCUCCAUCACUCCCAGCUACAGUGUAUCACGGCUGAUCUUUGUCCGACACAUGGGAGGAGUCCUGGCGGUAGCCAACAUCAGAGGAGGAGGGGAGUAUGGAGAGACCUGGCACAAAGCGGGCAUGCUGGCCAACAAGCAGAACUGCUUCACAGACUUCCAGUGUGCAGCAGAGUACCUCAUCAAGGAGGGCUACUCAUCCCCCUCCAAACUCACCAUCAAUGGAGGGUCCAACGGGGGCCUGCUCGUAGCGGCAUGUGUGAACCAGAGGCCGGAGCUGUUUGGCUGUGCCGUGGCCCAGGUGGGCGUCAUGGACAUGCUCAAGUUCCACAAGUUCACUAUUGGCCACGCCUGGACCACCGACUUCGGCUGCUGCGAUGUCAAGGAACAGUUUGACUGGCUCAUCAAAUACUCCCCGCUGCACAACAUCCACGUUCCCGAGGGCGAAGGUGUCCAGUACCCCUCAGUCCUCCUCCUCACAGGUGACCACGAUGACCGCGUUGUCCCCCUGCACUCCCUCAAGUAUAUCGCCACACUGCAGCACGUGGUGGGCCGCUGGGCGGGCCAGAGUAACCCGUUGUUCAUCCACGUGGACACCAAGUCGGGCCACGGUGCCGGCAAGCCCACCAGCAAGGUCAUCCAGGAGGUGGCCGACACAUAUGCAUUCAUCGCCCGCUGCCUCAACAUCUCCUGGGUCAAAUGAGGUGGUGGAAGACCUCCGACACAUACGCCUUCAUCGCCCACUGCCUCAACAUCUCCUGGGUCAAAUGAGGUCCAUGGAGCGCUGUGGUUCUAGUUCCCCCUUCUCUCUUUCUUUGUGGAACUCUUCCUGAAAGUAUCUUUCUUAUUUCACUGGUUGUCUUGAUCACUAAGUUUUUAUUCAACUGUUCCCUCCUCUCAUCCUCUUUCUUUGUAUAUCUCUGACUUGAGCUGUAAUCAAUGUCAAUACACUUGAACCUGUGUUUCUGGUCUGUUUCUCUCCCGCUCUGUUUCACAAAUAUGUAUUAACCACCCCUCACUUCAUACAUGCUAAUUUUCUAUGUCCUCUUUCUCUUCUCUUCUCUCCCCUCCCUUUCCCCCUCUCCACGCGUGUGCUUGUUUUGGGCAUGCACACCAGGACAGCAGAAGUAUACAGUUACCGCCCUGUCUCCAUCCCUCAUCCUUCUGUCCCCAGUACCUUACCCCGCAGGCGCCAGCCCCGGCACAUAACCCCCCUCAUAGCUCUUCCUCUUAUUUGUCAUCCUCCUCUGUAUUAUACUCCAUGUGUAUUUUGGUUCUGAUCGGAUAGCCCUUGUUUGUUCAAUGUCGAGAGAUAGGUGAUACAGGGUAGGACUUAAAACACUUAGUUAUCAGCCUAAAGGUCAAAGAUUAAGGCUGUAAAUGUCAUCAGUAGGGGGUCAUAAAAUGAAACAGACCCUAAUUGGUGCAACCCCCUACACAAUACAGACAAUUGUAUGUAUUUAUAAUUUGGAGUGCAUUUGGAAGGCUGUUGCUCAGUAAAAUCACUAGGUAAAUUAUUUUAGCAUUUAGGAUUUUAGCUCUUCACAGUGUUGGCGUGAAUGGGUUUAGAUUUAGGUUAUUUUGUUGUUCUGUGGCCAGGAGAAGGGUAAUGCAGAAAGAAAGUGUGUGUCCAUGUGUGUCCACAUAUCCUCUCAGACUGAUGUUAAUUUCUACCUCUUGACAUGUGCUGAUUGUUUAUCAAUUAAAGGGAUAUAAACAACUAACUGCAAUGCCACAACUUCAAUAAAAAACAUUUUGAACAGUG
Molecule: messenger RNA, 3329 nt
Organism: Oncorhynchus nerka (sockeye salmon)
Lineage: Eukaryota; Metazoa; Chordata; Actinopteri; Salmoniformes; Salmonidae
Product: prolyl endopeptidase-like
Exons: 15
Coding region: 42-2267 (741 amino acids)
Biological process (GO): proteolysis
Cellular component (GO): cytosol
Molecular function (GO): serine-type endopeptidase activity; oligopeptidase activity
Source: RefSeq, a predicted model, not a curated record